AGCCGACCGACGAACCAUGGCCAAGUCCUCGCUCCUGGUGCGGCUCACCGUCUCCGCGGCCCUAGCCGGCUCUGCAGGCGCCCUGGCCUACCACCAACUGGCUCUCAAGCGUGUUCGCCGUAUUCCGGUGCCAAGCAACUCGAUUCUCAAGACCUCGCCCCUGAACAACGCCGUCCAGGCAUCAACGAACCUCCCGCACUACUUUGACUGUUUCCUCGUCACCGUUCGAGCAUCGUCGCUCAAGGACUGGGCCAGUCUUCGUGCCCAGUUUGACCCUGCAAGCGACGAGGGUCGUCGGGCUCUGAACGACCAUAUCACGACCCAGUUCGCCCGCUCGUUCUUCACCUCCAGCCUAUUCUCGCUCGAAAGAAUGGUGCUGACCUUGGCAGGGUUCCCAAGGAAGGUCCUGACCAACGACCAGACUCGCCAGCUGGCUUUCCAGCCCGGCGAUGACGUCCCGCCCUUCGCUGUCAUCGAGCGCAGCGGAAACGAGAUUCUGAACAGCUGGGCGUUCCAGCCGCGCAUGGGCGGGCUCAACUGGAUAUCGGCCGAGUUUGUUCCGGACCAGGGCGACGGCGUUGUCCUGCUGCGAUACGGCAACGCCUGCUGGGUCGGUGCUCUGGAUACGAAGGCCGUCCCAAUGGAAGAGGACCGACUGGUAACCAGGGUCCAUCGGCUCUACGGGAGGAUGCUGAUGGACCUAGCUGUCCGCGGACUCGAAGCAUGAAACCCCCCGCACUUCACCGACAGUCGCUCGCCUCACGCCAUUCUCCUUCGUCUCCUCUGGCGGUGGCGACCUUCAAGCUGUACCAGGCACUUCCGGUGUGUCCAGCUACCGUUCCGCUGUGGGCUGACCGAGUCCUGCUGUUAAUACGACGUACAAUUCUAUUGAAGCGGCUGAUGUGCUCCGACUGCAAGAGCGGGCGGGACGGGUUACAGGCAAUCCAAUAAAAAACGGGACAUCCGGGGUUUUUGACCAUUCA
Polychytrium aggregatum is the source of this 983-nucleotide messenger RNA. RefSeq lists its product as uncharacterized. NCBI's taxonomy places the organism in Eukaryota, Fungi, Chytridiomycota, Chytridiomycetes, Polychytriales. The transcript has a single exon. The coding region runs from base 17 to 727 and encodes 236 amino acids. The record is from RefSeq and is a predicted model, not a curated record.